AUGUUGCGGAGCAAGCCUUCCUCGUCAAUGCAAAAGACUUACGAUGAGGCCUAUCUCCAGUGUUCGACGGCGGUCUUCUUUGAAGGCCAGGGCAAUGAGACCGAGGCUCUCCGCUCAUGGAAGGCGGCGCUCGAUCAAAUCAAUCAUUACAAGGCCUCCAAACUCUCGUCUAAUUACUCACCCCGGUCGGAGACCGAGCGGGCUCUGUACGACUCCUUGAGGGAACUGGAGAUACAAUGUAAGGAACGAGUCGAUCUCCUCGAGACUCUAAAGAGAAGUCGGGAAGAGCUAGGGAUAGAAUCUCGCAAGGAAGAGAAGGCCGAAAACAAGAAUGGAGGUGGAACUGGCAACGGCGGUGGAAGCACGAGUGGCAGCGGCAGCAGUGGAAGAAAACGUCUUGGGAAGAACAGAGGGCACCCUUCGAUAGCGACGCCUCCGACCUCUGAACCGGCUGGCUCGUGGCUUGGAGGAGAGACGAUACCACCAAUGCAAAUGUCUGAACUGCCCAAUGCCACGCCAGCAUUACCUCCACGGCCGCCACUGGGCGUCACCAGGAGCAGUGAGACGGUGGCACGCGACAACACCUCUCCGAUAUCACGGAUUCGGUCCUCACCUUUGGGUGCUCCGCCUACUCUACCUGUCCCAACCAUGAAGGCUUCUAGAAGUCCUAGCCCGGAUCAUGGCAGGAAAACGAUGCGGACAACACUACGCCCAGAGAGGAAGGGAUUCAUGAAGUAUCGAUCAACUUCGAACCGUGACAGAAGAACCGAGACUAUGAAAGCGGCUGGCCUGGCAUGGGAGUCCCAACCGCGGAAGAACUCCCAACCUAACCAAAGACCAGAAUCAGACCCCACGAUCGAAGCCAGACUGAGUGCUACGGCUGCCAGACGGAGUAUCGAUCAAGAUGCGACAGCCAGAUGGGAAGAGCACCGAAAGUCGAAUGCCUCGUCUCUGUUAAGUGUCCCUGACUACGUGUCACAGCAUAUCACGCGUGACAUUCCGAACUCGGCUUCUGUUCCGCCCCCUACAUCGAUGAACAAGUCAAUGGAAAGUCUUAAAUUGACUCCCGACUCUGCACCCAGCCUUAUCGACCUCGACUCGGAGCCUGAGAAGUCGCCGCCUCCUGUGCCCCAUCAUGCGUCACCCACUGGCCAGCCAGGCGCCAAAGCAAGGCCCCGAUCUCCAAUUCAUUUACCGAAAGCGCCCGAGAUCACAUAUCGAAGAGAGUACCCUCCACGGGCACAUAAUGUUCCUCAACCCCUCGCCAGGAAUAUCUUAGAGAGAGCCUACCCCAAAGUUGGAUCCGGGGGGAGUGCACCGGGAAUAUCCCGCAAACCGGUGGGUAUAGCGGAUACAGCGCUUGAGACAAGAGGGCGCUCUCCUCAUAAACGCGGUGGACAUUCCGACAGCGAAGACGAGGCCCCUCAACGGAAUCUUGACAGACCCACACGAGACCCUGGCAUCAGGACCGCGAGCGCCAACACAAUUACUCCACCAUCUACGGAUGGCGAGUCGCCGGAAGAAGAUGGCUUGUCGGCGCAGGAGAAGCGGAUGGAGAAUCUUCUGAAGAAUCUACCGAAAGGAGUGGAUGAAAAUGCCGCCAAGCAGAUCAUCAAUGAAAUUGUGGUCAAGGGGGAUGAAGUUCACUGGGACGACGUUGCCGGCCUUACUGCUGCCAAAAAGGCGUUGAAGGAAGCAGUGGUAUACCCUUUUCUCAGACCGGAUCUAUUCAUGGGCCUCCGCGAGCCGGCUCGAGGGAUGCUCCUUUUUGGGCCCCCAGGGACGGGCAAAACUAUGCUUGCAAGGGCUGUCGCCACCGAAAGCAAAAGCACCUUUUUCGCCAUCAGUGCGAGCAGUCUGACGAGCAAAUGGCAUGGCGAAUCAGAGAAGCUCGUCCGAGCCUUGUUUGCGCUGGCGAAGGCUCUGGCGCCUAGUAUCAUUUUUGUCGACGAGAUCGAUUCCCUGCUGAGUGCCCGAAGCGGGUCAAGCGAGCACGAAGCGUCGAGGAGGAGUAAGACAGAAUUUCUCAUCCAGUGGUCCGACCUGCAAAGAGCAGCAGCUGGCAAAGACACGACGGUGGGGGACGCUAGUCGAGUCCUGGUGCUUGCAGCGACAAAUUGCCCGUGGGACAUUGACGAUGCGGCAAGGCGGAGAUUUGUGAGAAGACAGUAUAUCCCUUUGCCAGAGGCAGAGACCCGGGAGACACAGAUUCGGACGUUGUUGGGGCAUCAGAAGCAUGAUCUAAGCCCGGAGGAUAUCGCUCGGCUGGUCGAAUUGACGGAGGGCUACUCUGGAUCCGACAUUACAGCGCUUGCAAAGGAUGCAGCCAUGGGCCCCUUGAGGCAUCUCGGCGAGGCUCUCCUGUACACUCCUAAAGAACAGAUUCGACCCAUUCAGAUGAUGGAUUUUGAAGCCAGCUUGGAUAGUAUUCGACCAAGUGUGAGCAAGAAGGGGUUGGAGGAGUUCGAGAAGUGGGCCAGAGACUAUGGUGAAAGGGGGGGUUGA
Messenger RNA from Fonsecaea erecta, 2505 nucleotides. RefSeq lists its product as hypothetical. Lineage: Eukaryota; Fungi; Ascomycota; Eurotiomycetes; Chaetothyriales; Herpotrichiellaceae. Gene Ontology annotation, molecular function: ATP hydrolysis activity; ATP binding. The transcript has 3 exons. The record is from RefSeq and is a predicted model, not a curated record. Bases 1 to 2505 code for a protein of 834 amino acids.